AUAAAAAAAGAAUUUUAGUCAAGUCUAUCCCAGCUCCAUUAAAAUUUGUUUUCGAUAAGGAAACCCAGCCACAACACAUUGCUUUGGGAUAUGGUUUUACUUUAGUUUGUGCGAACAAAUCAAAGAAGCAAUAUCUCAAAGGAUUUGGAAUCAAUUCGAGUUCACAAGUUGGUCCUCAAACAAGCAAAUCUGACAUCGAUUUCCUUAUUAAACCUACAAAUAUCCACCUUCCAGAAUCGUUGCCAAUAAUCGGAUUAGCUGCAGGAAAAGCUCACUCGAUCGUUGCCUGCAAAGACCGACUUUUCACAUUUGGAAACAACUGCUAUGGACAAUGCGGUCGUGCAGUCAUUGAAGGAGAAAUAUACAAACAUAGUAAUGUAGUUCAUUCUGUCCCCGUGGAAAGUGGUGUGAGGGGAGUGACCUGUGGGUGUGAUCACUCUGUACUUGUUACUGAGAAGGGAGACUUGUUUUCGUGUGGUUGGGGGGCAGAUGGACAGACCGGACAUGGCCAUUAUGAAAACACUCAUGUGUUUAGUCCAGUCCUGGGAGAUACGGAAGGAGUGGAUAUUAUCAAAGUAGUUUCCGCAGGGGAUACUAAUUUGGCUUUGUCGAGGGACGGAGAAAUCUUUGGAUGGGGAAAUUCAGAAUAUGACCAACUGAGAAUACCCUCAAUGGAACCACAAAUCAACGUUUCUAGACAUAUUCCACUAAAAAUUGGAAAAGUAGUGGAUAUAGCAUGUAAUUGCACUGCCUGUAUUGCUCUGAAUAAGUCAGGAGAGGUCUUUGUUUGGGGGUAUGGAAUUCUUGGGCUUGGCGGAAUGGUUUCAUCUGUAAAAGAGCCAACUGAAUUGCCCAGAACUUUAUUUGGAAAACCCAGUAGUAAUGUUACUGCUGUGUUUGGAGGAAGUUCAGCCUUUGCGGUUGUCAAUAAUUUGGGAAAUGCUUACAUUUGGGGGAAGAACAAAAAUGGAUCUCUUGGUCUGGGGAAUUCGAAAGAAAAUCAGUAUUUCCCUUUCCGCCUUCCGAUUUCAGGGAAGGUUUUAAAUGUUGUAUUUGGAUUCGAACAUACUUCUGCUAUAGUUAAACAAAAUAUUUAAUUAUCUUUGUCUAGUUAUU
Molecule: messenger RNA, 1116 nt
Organism: Octopus sinensis (East Asian common octopus)
Lineage: Eukaryota; Metazoa; Mollusca; Cephalopoda; Octopoda; Octopodidae
Product: RCC1-like G exchanging factor-like protein
Exons: 1
Source: RefSeq, a predicted model, not a curated record